Coccidioides immitis RS is the source of this 333-nucleotide messenger RNA. RefSeq lists its product as uncharacterized. The coding region runs from base 1 to 333 and encodes 110 amino acids. The transcript has 3 exons. Lineage: Eukaryota; Fungi; Ascomycota; Eurotiomycetes; Onygenales; Onygenaceae. The record is from RefSeq and is a predicted model, not a curated record.
AUGUCAUUUUUGAAUCAAUUCCGAAGAUUUCUACUCUCUGCGCGGGAUUACGCAAAAUAUCUUGUAUUGAAAGAGCUAGCGGUCGAUGUGGGACCAAUCAUGUAUCUUGAAGACUUUGCCCGACUCAUUUUGUCAGAGAUCGAGGAGUCGCUGCAUAAUUCAUACGGGAAGAGACACCCAUACCUUGCAAUAACGUGGAAUCUAUAUGGAGUACCUGUCCUUCAGGGCACGCUGCCGAGGCGUGCCUGCGAGAACUCGACCUGGGACGUGAUGGGUAACCCCAAUAAGAGGGUGAGUGUCAAUAAGUUGGCUAAAUUUUUGAACCGGGUUUGA